Molecule: messenger RNA, 1232 nt
Organism: Phalaenopsis equestris
Lineage: Eukaryota; Viridiplantae; Streptophyta; Magnoliopsida; Asparagales; Orchidaceae
Product: probable serine/threonine-protein kinase PIX13
Exons: 5
Coding region: 249-1085 (278 amino acids)
Biological process (GO): protein phosphorylation
Molecular function (GO): protein kinase activity; ATP binding
Source: RefSeq, a predicted model, not a curated record
CCAGCUGCUUCUUUACAAAGCCGUCAAGCACCUCAAGCAACACAAAUGAGCACUUCAUAAACAAUGGAGAUGAUCCAAAGGAACCCACUCUUGGGGAUUCAAAUCUUAAAAUCUUUACGUUGGCUGAAUUGAAGAGCGCCACUAAUAAUUUUAAGCCUGAUACAGUUCUUGGAGAAGGAGGGUUUGGAAAAGUUUAUAAGGGAUGGCUUGAUGAGAAAACCUUGAGUCCUGCCAAGUGUGGAGCUGGCAUGGUGGUCGCUGUUAAAAAGCUGAAAUCUGAGAGCAAGCAAGGUUUCGAAGAAUGGCAGUCUGAAGUUAACUUCUUAGGAAGACUAUCUCAUCCCAACCUCGUGAAGCUUUUGGGCUAUUGCUGGGAGGAGGACCUUCUCCUUGUUUAUGAAUUCAUGCCCAAAGGAAGCUUAGAGAAUCACCUCUUCAGAAGAGGUUCGGCUUUUGAGCCACUUUCAUGGAGCUUAAGACUGAAGAUUGUGAUAGGAGCUGCUCGAGGUCUCGCUUUUCUGCAUUCAUCAGAAAAACAUGUAAUAUAUAGAGAUUUCAAGGCUUCUAACAUCCUUCUUGACUCAAACUAUAAUCCAAAACUCUCAGACUUUGGGCUGGCAAAGCAUGGACCAACGGGUGGUGACACCCAUGUUACCACUCGAGUAAUGGGUACCUAUGGAUAUGCAGCACCAGAAUAUGUUUCAACUGGCCAUCUAUAUGUUAAAAGUGAUGUCUAUGGAUUUGGUGUAGUGUUGCUAGAAAUGCUGUCCGGCUUGAGGGCACUAGACUUGAGCCGACGUAGCGACCAACACAAUUUGGUUACUUGGGCUAAGCCAUUACUCUCCGAUCGGAGAAAGUUGUGCCGCCUUGUUGACCAACGGCUCGAGGGACAGUACCCAUCAAAGGCUGCAUUUAAGGUUGCACAACUCAUUCUAAAGUGCCUCGAAGUGGAGCCAAAGUCCCGCCCCUCCAUGGUGGAAGUGGUGGAAACUCUAGAGCAUAUUGAAUCUACAAAAGGGAGAUUAAGAGAGGGAAGAGAGCAUAACUCAUUGGCAUCCUCGACCACCAGCAAUGUUGAUAGAUAAAAGGCCAGUUCAAAACCUGGUUGGUUUUUUCAUUUUAGAUCGAAGUCAAAUUUACACACAUUGCACACAAUUCUUAUGUAUUUACAUAAUUCAUGCUGAAGCUUCAUAUUUAUAUAAAUAACACUUGGAUGCUUUACACCUCUGCAU